This is a messenger RNA of Lycium barbarum (goji berry), 1330 nucleotides long. Its product is annotated as probable xyloglucan endotransglucosylase/hydrolase protein 30. The record is from RefSeq and is a predicted model, not a curated record. Lineage: Eukaryota; Viridiplantae; Streptophyta; Magnoliopsida; Solanales; Solanaceae. Gene Ontology annotation, cellular component: apoplast; cell wall. The coding region runs from base 60 to 1079 and encodes 339 amino acids. The transcript is spliced from 4 exons. Gene Ontology annotation, biological process: cell wall biogenesis; xyloglucan metabolic process. Gene Ontology annotation, molecular function: hydrolase activity, hydrolyzing O-glycosyl compounds; xyloglucan:xyloglucosyl transferase activity.
ACAGGCUAUAUAUAUACAUAGUGGCCUCAGAAAAAAACAGAGAAAAGUAAAACAAAAAAAUGGAUUUCAUCAGAAAGAAAAUAUGUGUGUCUGUCUUCUUGUUUUUCCAUGUCUGGUUUUGUACAGCUCUUGACGUCUCUACAAUUCCUUUUAACAAAGGAUUCAGCCAUCUCUUUGGUGAUGGAAAUAUUCUUCAUGCUACUGAUGAUAACAGCCUUCAACUUCAUCUCAACCAACAAACAGGUUCAGGGUUCAAGUCUUCUGACCUCUACAACUAUGGUUUAUUCAGUGCUAAAAUUAAACUGCCAUCAGAUUAUACUGCUGGGAUCGUUGUUGCUUUCUAUACGACAAACCAAGAUAUAUUUACGAAGACACACGAUGAAUUGGAUUUUGAAUUUUUGGGAAAUAUAAGAGGAAAAGCAUGGAGAUUUCAGACGAAUAUGUAUGGAAAUGGAAGCACACAUAGAGGAAGAGAAGAAAGAUAUACUCUUUGGUUUGACCCUUCAAAAGAGUUUCAUCGUUACAGCAUUUUGUGGACCAAGAAAAACAUCAUAUUCUAUAUAGAUGAUGUUCCAAUUAGAGAAAUUGUACGUAACGAUGCCAUGGGAGCAGACUACCCAUCAAAGCCAAUGGGACUAUAUGCAACAAUAUGGGAUGCUUCAGAUUGGGCCACUUCAGGAGGAAAAUACAAAACAAAUUACAAAUAUGCACCAUUUGUAGCUGAAUUCACUGAUUUAGUACUCAAUGGGUGUACAAUGGACCCAUUGGAACAAGUAGUAAACCCUAGUAAUUGUGAUGAGAAAGAUGUUGAACUCCAAAAGGCAGAUUUUUCAAGGAUUACACCAAGACAGAGAAUGGCCAUGAAAAGAUUCAGGGCGAAAUAUAUGUACUAUUCUUAUUGUUACGAUUCUUUGAGGUACUCAAUGCCACCACCAGAAUGCGAGGUAGACCCAGUUGAGCAACACCGCUUUAAAGAGACCGGAAGGUUGAAGUUUAUCAAGCACCACCAUCGCCAUCCAAAGAGAUCAAGAAGUCAAGUUCUUGAUGCUAGGAACUACGGAAAUCAAGAUGAAGAGUGAUUAACUUUUUGUUUACCAAUAUUAUUGUUGAUGUGUAUAGAUAAAAGGAGGGAAAAGUGAUUGUUUUUUUUUUUCUUGUUUUGGGGGUUCGGAUAGAACUCAAUUUUUUGAUACAGUUUUCUUGGGUUUUCACAUUUGAUUAUAGGAAAUAAUAUUGCUAGAGUGAAGGGUGGAAAAUUAAAUAAUGAUAAUGUGAACAUUGAUUGAGUACUUAUUUAUUGUAUAUAAAUAAAAGAGGUUUAAGUUAUGUA